CAGCUAAAUAGUUUUGUGUUUAUAAAUAAUUGAAUUAACAAGUUUUCCAUUCAAAUCUAUAAAUUUGAUCUAAUUAUUAAUUAUUUGCUCAGAAUAAUAUUUGACCAGAAAACCACACAACCCACAAUGCAUUGCUGUGCGAAAGACGGCUAGGGGUUUAACUGAUCGGUUUCGGACACAUUAUAGAGUUUACGUGAUUAAAAUGAGCAGAAUGUCGUCCGAGGCGUUUGAGAAGCUUCAUGAAAUGUACCGAUCUCAGUGUGAUGAGCUAAAGCAGCUCUCUGACCGAGUGAUUCGCUCACAAGGCGAAGAGAAGAAGAAGCUGACACGAGUGUUUGAUGAGCGUCAUAGAGAGGCACAGGAGUUGCUGCGGGAGAUGGAGCAGGAGCUUAUCAGCGCCCCUUCCUCAUUCAGGAACUCCAUGUCCUCUAAAGUGCGGCUGUACCACAGAGACCUGGGGAAGCUGCAGCGCCAAGUACACACCUCGGAUACCACAUACAGCUUCUCCUCUAGGACGGGAGAUGGUGGGCAUGGCAUCUAUGGCGCUCAAAACGAACACAGCACCGAGCAGCAAGCUCAGCGAACUUUACUGAUCCAGGGCACUGAGUCUCUGAACAACGCCACACAGAGCAUCGCACGCAGCCAACGCAUCGCUGUGGAGAGCGAACAGAUCGGCACGGACAUCAUCGAGGAGCUUGGACAGCAGAGAGAGCAGCUCGACCACACUCGAGACAGGCUGGUUCACACUGGAGAAAAUCUGAGCCGCAGCAGGAAGAUCUUACGCACCAUGUCUCGCAGAUUGAUGACUAACAAGCUGUUACUGGGGAUCAUCAUCAUCAUGGAGGUGGCCAUUCUGGGAGCUGUGGUCUACCUCAAGUUCUUUCGCCACUGAGACGGCCUGCUCUCUGUGUUCCCUGUCUUUCAUUUUUCUAUCCUCUUUCUCUCAGUAAAGACGCAGCGAGAAAGAGAAUCCAGACUUUUUUUUUCCUUUUUAAACCUGACGUGUUCUGGCACCUUCGGUGUUCUUUCACGUUGGUUUGUGGAAGCUCGGAAACUUGCACUGCAUUUUAAGACUUUCUUUCUUCUAUACGAAUGCCAAUCAGCGUCCACGUAGAAACAUACGAAUGCCCGCUUGAAGUUGACGAUGGAGUGGCAUACAUUGACUCUUUGUGACUGAAUAACACUGACCUUUGACUCCUUAAACCUGAUCUAUUUAAUAGAAACACUUUGUAUUUGCCUGUCAGGACUGGAUUGGAUAUAGUAUUAAAGGCGUGUCUGUUCAGCUGA
This is a messenger RNA of Silurus meridionalis, 1287 nucleotides long. RefSeq names its product vesicle transport through interaction with t-SNAREs 1B (gene vti1b). Gene Ontology annotation, molecular function: SNAP receptor activity; SNARE binding. The record is from RefSeq and is a predicted model, not a curated record. Gene Ontology annotation, cellular component: SNARE complex; endoplasmic reticulum membrane; Golgi apparatus. The coding region runs from base 203 to 892 and encodes 229 amino acids. Gene Ontology annotation, biological process: vesicle fusion with Golgi apparatus; macroautophagy; retrograde transport, endosome to Golgi. The transcript has 7 exons. NCBI's taxonomy places the organism in Eukaryota, Metazoa, Chordata, Actinopteri, Siluriformes, Siluridae.